AACAGUCCCAAGUCAAGCAAAAGACAUUACCAAAACCAUGCAGAUUCAAACCUGCCACUCCUUCACCACCAGAACUCUUCCACUUGCCAGCCACCGAAAGCACCGCCACCUCAUGCGGCCACUGAAAUCUGCCAUGGCCAGUGCCACACCACCGGUGCUGAAGGCACGGAGGACUCACUCUAUGCCGCCGGAAAAGCUAGAGGUUUUCAAGUCAAUGGAGGGCUGGGCCUCACAGUGGGUGCUACCACUACUGAAGCCCGUGGAGCAAUGCUGGCAGCCACAAAGCUUAGUCCCUGACUCCUCGUUGCCGUUUGAAGAAUUCACCGAUCAGGUGAAGGCUCUUCGAGACCGCACCAAGGAGCUACCCGACGAGUACUUCGUAGUUCUUGUGGGUGAUAUGGUCACGGAAGACGCGCUUCCCACUUACCAGACCAUGAUCAACAACCUGGAUGGGGUGAGAGAUGACUAUGGAACAAGCCCAAGCCCGUGGGCUGUGUGGACCCGGGCCUGGACCGCUGAAGAAAAUAGACACGGGGAUUUGCUCAGAACGUAUUUGUAUCUGUCUGGUCGAGUUGACAUGGCCAAGAUCGAGAAGACCGUUCAUUACCUCAUUGCAGCUGGCAUGGACCCUGGAACGGAGAACAACCCAUAUUUGGGGUUUGUGUACACGUCAUUCCAAGAGCGAGCAACGUUCGUGGCACACGGUAACACGGCUCGGCUGGCAAAGGAGGGGGGUGAUCCGGUGCUUGCACGCAUAUGCGGGACCAUUGCUGCGGACGAGAAACGACACGAGAAUGCCUACUCCAGGAUCGUGAAGAAGCUUCUAGAAGUGGAUCCCACAGGGGCAAUGGUGGCCAUAGGAGACAUGAUGGAGAAGAAGAUCACGAUGCCGGCACACCUUAUGUACGAUGGGGAGGACCCCAGGCUAUUUGAGCACUAUUCUGCAGUGGCACAACGUAUGGGCGUUUACACGGCCAAUGACUAUGCGGACAUUUUGGAGUUUCUGAUCGGACGGUGGAAAUUGGAGAUGCUUGAAGGUUUGACGGCUGAGGGAAAGAGGGCGCAGGAUUUUGUUUGCGGGUUACCGCCGAGGAUUAGGAGGUUGCAGGAGCGAGCCGAAGAGCGAGCGCGUAAGAUGAAGCCGCAUGGCGUGAAGUUCAGCUGGAUCUUCAAUAAGGAGUUGCUUUUGUGAUGUGAGCGACGAUUAAAGGUCACAAAUCUCAAUGCAUACGGAACUUUGGGCAGUGGAAAUGGUGAAUGUGAUGCUACAAGUUUUGGCAUUGAGUUGUGACUUUGUUUUGUUGUUGGGUGUAAAGUAGGAAUGGACAAUUAAUAUGGAUUGCGUGUC
This is a messenger RNA of Abrus precatorius (Indian licorice), 1348 nucleotides long. Its product is annotated as stearoyl-[acyl-carrier-protein] 9-desaturase 6, chloroplastic-like. Gene Ontology annotation, molecular function: stearoyl-[ACP] desaturase activity. Gene Ontology annotation, biological process: fatty acid metabolic process. Gene Ontology annotation, cellular component: chloroplast stroma. The transcript is spliced from 2 exons. The record is from RefSeq and is a predicted model, not a curated record. The coding region runs from base 38 to 1192 and encodes 384 amino acids. Lineage: Eukaryota; Viridiplantae; Streptophyta; Magnoliopsida; Fabales; Fabaceae.